This is a messenger RNA of Andrographis paniculata, 1286 nucleotides long. RefSeq names its product reticulon-like protein B11. The coding region runs from base 170 to 784 and encodes 204 amino acids. The transcript has 6 exons. Lineage: Eukaryota; Viridiplantae; Streptophyta; Magnoliopsida; Lamiales; Acanthaceae. The record is from RefSeq and is a predicted model, not a curated record.
GAAAAAGGGUAAGCACGCACACACGCGAAGAAGGUUUUCACGUGCUUGUCUCCCUCCGUUCGUUCGGAGUAGAAUCGCAGUUUCUUUGAUCUUCCUCUUUAAAUUCUCCCUCCGUUUUCUGAAUCUUCAAUCCGAUUGAUUGUCGUUUCCGAUUCCCGGUAUAAUCUCCAUGGGAGAACCUCGUCAGUUUUCUGUUCAUCUCGCGCUCGGCGGCGGUGCAGUGGCUGACGUGUUGCUGUGGAAGAAAGGGUACCAAAGCGUCACUUUGCUAGUUGUUUCAACUGCUCUGUGGUUCAUAUUCGAGACAGCCGGAUACAAUUUACUGUCAUUCAUUUCAAAUGCUUUGUUCUUCCUCGCUGUAAUCUUGUUCUUUUGGGCAAAAUCCGCAGCGCUUCUCAAUAGACCUCUGCCACCACUCCCUAAUCUUGAGGUUUCUGAGGACGUUAUGCUGAGGGCUGCGGAUGAGACACGCUUGUGGGUAAACGAGGCACUAUCACUUGCACAUGACAUUGGCAUCCGUGGAAACUUGAGACUUGCAGUUCAGCUUGCUAUAGGCUUGUGGUUAAUUUCCUACAUUGGCAGUUUAUUCGACUUUCUUACGCUGGCAUACAUCGGAGUUCUGCUUAGUCUCUCUAUGCCAGUAUUGUACGACAAUUACCAGGAUCUUAUCAACGAAAAAAUGCAUGCUGCAUAUAAAUUGGUGCAAAUACAAUAUCGUGUAAUAGAUGAGAAGGUACUGAGCAGGAUUUCAUUGCCUGUGAGCAAGGAGAAGAAGAUCCAGUAGAUUCACUGUAAUUCCGCUUUCGCUCAUGUAAAUGCAAUUGGCCUUGAGAUCUAUCAAGAAUGCUGUUCGAAAACCUCCACGCCAUAUGUAGAUAUUUCUGCCACGUGUUUUGUCUGUUAUUUGUAACACAUCGGUGGUAAUUUUGGUAAAUUUGAAGCCAUACAGCGAGCCCUGUUCUGUUCUUCCUUUGCCUGCUUGAUAUAUCAUAUGCCAAUGCUAAGGAGAACGCUAGUUCUGUUUUUGAAGCUUUUUAAAAUGGACAAGAUUGUCUUGUGGAGUUUGUAAUAUUCUCUUGUGAGAGGGUGGGUCAAGUUAUAUACAAAACAAGUAGAUAGCGUACUCGAGGUCUGAUUUUUCUAGUCCGGUGCUCACGAUUUUCUUAUAAUCUGAAUUUGAAGUGCAACAUUCAUCUUGGUUGACAAAAAGUUUGUGAUUGCUCGUUUCUCCAGAUGAAAAAUACUCAAUCUAUCGAGCCAGUUUUAGUCGCGACUUCAAUUUUCUU